Molecule: messenger RNA, 2834 nt
Organism: Schizosaccharomyces japonicus yFS275
Lineage: Eukaryota; Fungi; Ascomycota; Schizosaccharomycetes; Schizosaccharomycetales; Schizosaccharomycetaceae
Exons: 1
Coding region: 312-2531 (739 amino acids)
Cellular component (GO): Golgi membrane
Source: RefSeq, a predicted model, not a curated record
CCAUAUUGCACCGCGUAGCGUCUUGAUUUGUCCCCAGGUCGUACCGCGGAACCUUAUUUAAGCCGCGGGUAUGCCGUUUGGGGUCUGUCGCGUCGCGACCUGUCGUACACCAGCAUGCGUAGCAGGCUGAUCCUUGCUAUUUGAGAACUACGUGCAUGUUUCUGCUUUCAAUAACGAAACUAAUCUACUUAUAAAGGUGUUUGUGCAUCCGUCACUACAAAUCUGUAUAAAUUAUUUUGUUCUAGUUUGAUUAACAUAUUAUUUUCAUUGCAUACAACCAACUGAACACCUCCUGGUUGAAUGACAACGAGAUGGAUACAACUUUAGAACUAUCAGGAAUUCAAAGUUCUAAAGAUAUUGAUACGGUGUUCGAAGCUCUCAAGACAAAAGCCGAGAAUGCAGACCAUGCGUUGGCUAGUAAGGUGAAUGAGGUGAAACAUUUGCUCGAAAAACAGCAGUCUCUUCAGUCCAUUUUAUCAAGAAUUACACGCGUAGUACAGGACGCGACUGAAUUGGAAGUCGCUUUUACGGAAACGAAGGAUGUCGACCACCGUCUCAUAGAACGUAUACAACAAAUUGAUCUGGAGCAGAACCGGGCCAAGGAGUGUCUGCUUUAUGUUCGUCAAAUCAAAGAUUUUAAACGCUGUUUGCGGGACUUGGGUGUUGCCAUGGAACGCCAGCAUUGGGAACAAGCCGCCGAUUGUAUUCAUCAGGCAAACAGCACAUCUUCCGCAAUCAUUAACAGUGAGUUUGCAAAGAUCAGUGUUCCCAGUACUGAGCAACCACUGGUUCCCGUAGAAACACUUCGUCAAGCAACGGAUUCCCUAUACACUCUCUUUCUUCGUGAAUUCCAGAGAGCUGCUCGAGAGCAAGAUCAACGGAAAAUUACUCGUUUCUUCAAACUGUUUCCGUUAAUUGGAAAGGACAAGGAGGGUGUAGAUGCGUAUUGGCAUAUCUUUGGCGGCCUUAUUGCAGCCAAAGCUCGGGCAACCAUGGAUCAACCUGUCUCACAUGUACUUUUCUUCUCACAAGCAUUUGCUGGACUUUUGGAACACGUUUCCACCAUUAUAAACAACCACUUGCCUCUCGUGCAUCGGUACUAUAAAGCCGAGAAUGCAAUUGAUGUGAUAGGGAAACUUCAGUCGGAUUGUGACCACCAGGGUACUCUUAUUAUUAAUACUAUGCUGGAAGAACGGAAAACGUUACAACUCAUUGCCCAAAUUCGUUCCUACACGUACCAAUCACUCAAAGCCCGUUUACAAGGAAGGGUGAUUCCAAUAGAACAACGUGAGGCCGAGGCCGUUCCACUGCUUACGUUGCACCCUGUUCUCAAUGAACAUGGCAGCAUCUUCUCUAGAUGGAACGCCUACAAACAGUUUAUUAGCCAGCUUGUCUGGCAACUCGGUCGUGAUGAGUACAAACCAGGCGCGCCUAUCACUAUUCCCGAAGGGACCAAAGUGCCUCUUGCGCCGCUGUUUGCCAAAAGUCGUAUUGAAGAGUGUCUCGCACAGAGAUUGUUGUCUAUGCAAAUUGAGAUGGAACGUUACUAUUUCCGGCACAGCGUUGAAAUUGCUCUUGAAAUGGAAGAAAUGGACUGGAGUAACAUGCCGUUUGUAAGCUCGCUGGUUGACGAUGUCAUGUAUAUUGCAAAGCAAGUCUUGGAACGGCUGUUCUACGCUGGAAAUGCAAAACUCUUUUGCACUUUUGUUGAUGAGACGUUUGUAAAGGUUUUGACGGAUGAUUUUACAACUUAUGUCCUUUCCAAAGAGAAUGCCAUGCGUACCAUGCCAAAGAACGUAGUUCCCAGGCGAGGUGUUUCACUGAAACCCAGUGAAAACCACAAUAACCAACUUUGCGCACUCCUAAACAUCGCUUCUUUGGUUGCCAAUUUUGCCAGACGUAUCACGGAUGCUUUAAGACAGAACAUCCAACAAGUGUACGGUUUUGGUGAGGACACCUUUGUCGUUGAGAAGUCCCUUUCAAAAAUUGAUAACUUCGUUAAAAACUUUGAUCGUAUUCAAGACAGAAAUCUCUCUAUAUACUUUUCGACGUUCGUUAUUCCAAAAAUCAACAAGUUGCUGUUCAACUCAUUUGGCACUGUGAACUACAAGAUGUCACUUGAAGAAUACUCUGCUGUUGCGGAUGCGAAAAGGUCCAAUUUAGCACAUCUUCGUCCUCAAUGGAAAAAACUGACGGAAUUCCCCGAAUUCACUUUAGAGAAUCAGACACAAUUGCUUGAACUCUCGUGCAAGGAAGCUGCUCAUAUUCUGGAAGAAUACCUACUGAAAAAGUUUCAGUGGACGGAGUACGGUGCGAUGAUAUUAGAGAGCGACAUAUCUUCUGCCAUUUCAAUCUUUGUUUCCGACCACCAACGGUACCGAUCAUUCUUUAACAAACUUCAAGAGCUUCUCAUGCUUGUUGUUUGGGAGAGCGAGAAACCAGAUCCUCAACAGGUUUUGAAUGACUUAAACUUGCAAGAAGUGAAUGUAAAUGAUGUUCGUACAAUGCUGUCUCGUCGCGUCGACUCAUAAUAGAGCUAGUCAAACGAUCUUCGUGGGUACAAUACCACAAGCUAAUCCAUUUCAAACCUUCUAUUUUGUCAUUGAGUAAUCGCUAUUUGUUGACUGAUCUCGAGUGUUUCAAUUAUGACUACUAGGAAAAUACCGAACGACAACAACAAGAAAGAACCCGUUUACGAAUCUAAUAUUUAUGAAAAUGUGAACAACGCACUCUCUAUUGUUCCACUAUAGAAUGCCUAACACGAAAUAAAUCCCAUGCCAGCGAGUCAUACUUUCUUCCUCCAAACACCCUCCUCACCUACACUCUCAUCGCCA